Merops nubicus (carmine bee-eater) is the source of this 888-nucleotide messenger RNA. RefSeq names its product zinc finger protein 474-like. NCBI's taxonomy places the organism in Eukaryota, Metazoa, Chordata, Aves, Coraciiformes, Meropidae. The coding region runs from base 1 to 888 and encodes 295 amino acids. The record is from RefSeq and is a predicted model, not a curated record. The transcript is spliced from 3 exons.
AUGUCAGAUCUUCCCAGAAUUUUGCCUGAAGUCAUACAUCAAGAAGCUGGACCCCAGAAAAAGCGACCAAGCACUGCAGUAAUGUCAAAAGGGUCAGAUUCUUCAAACAUGUCUCAAAUACCACUGAAUCGGCCUGUCAUCCCACCAAGAAGACCUUGCUUCAGGGUAUGCUAUAUCUGUGGCAGAGAAUUUGGGUCACAGUCUAUUGCUAUACAUGAACCUCAGUGCCUAGAGAAGUGGCACAUUGAAAACAAUCAGCUACCAAGGCAUCUCAGAAGAGCAGAGCCCAGGAAACCUGAUUCCCUCACUGGUGGUCCCUGUACGCUUAUGGCUGCAAAUGAGAGAGCUUAUCAUAGUGCUCAAGCCCAGCUUCUGCCCUGUGAAAACUGUGGCCGAACCUUCCUUCCUGACCGUCUCAGCGUGCACCAGAAGUCUUGCAGAGGAGGCAGCAGUGGUGUGGGACUGUCAAGAUUCAGCCCUCGUAAAUCCAGUAAAGGACCAAGCUCUGGGUCUGGUUCAGCAAGCAAUGAUCCAUCUAAGACCCAACAAGGGAAGAGUGGGGGGAUAAAACGGCCACCAACAGUGGUUUGUUACAUAUGUGGCCGUGAGUACGGAACAAAAUCUAUCAGUUUCCAUGAGCCACAAUGCCUGAAAAAAUGGCACCAGGAGAAUGACAUGCUACCCAAGCACUUGCAAAGGCCAGAGCCCAAAAAGCCUGAAGUCAGUCCCAUACAAGGCAAAGGUUUCUAUGAUCUUGAUUCUUUAAAUGAGGCUGCCUGGAUCAGUGCCCAGAACCAGCUAGUUCCCUGUGAUACUUGUGGGCGUACUUUUCUUCCAGACAGACUGAUCGUCCACCAGCGGUCCUGUAAACCAAAACCUGCAAAGUGA